This is a messenger RNA of Chaetomium globosum CBS 148.51, 1311 nucleotides long. RefSeq lists its product as uncharacterized. The record is from RefSeq and is a predicted model, not a curated record. NCBI's taxonomy places the organism in Eukaryota, Fungi, Ascomycota, Sordariomycetes, Sordariales, Chaetomiaceae. Gene Ontology annotation, molecular function: FAD binding. The transcript has 2 exons. Bases 1 to 1311 code for a protein of 436 amino acids.
AUGUUUGCAGAACCCAAACUACGAGUCCUUGUCGUGGGGGCCUCUAUCGCGGGUCCCGCGGCAGCCUACUGGCUUGCCAAAGCAGGGGCCAAAGUCACAGUGAUUGAGCGCUUUCCCGAACUCCGAACCAACGGCCAGAACGUCGACAUCCGGACCGUCGGCGUGACCGUCAUGCGCAAGAUCCCGGGCAUGGAAGCCGCCGUGCGUGCCAAAGCUGUGCCCAUGACAGGCAUCAGCUUCGUCGACGCCCAUGACCGCCCCUUCGCAAACAUCCAAGCGACAGGCAACCCCGACCAACAGUCCCUCGUCUCGGAAUACGAAAUCCUUCGCGGCGAUCUCUCCCAGAUCCUCUUCGACCUGACGAAUCCCAACCCAAACAUAACCUAUAUCUUCGGCGAGCAAAUCGCCUCCCUCAGCACCCCCUCCAACCCCUCCGACCCCGUCACCGUAACUUUCGCCCACGGUCGGCUCCCCCCUCAGCCCUUCGAUCUGAUCGUCGCAGCCGACGGCGCCGCCUCCCGCACACGCGCCCUUGGCUUCAACUGCUCCGUCCACGAACACACCCACCCCAUCGACGCCUGGGCGGCCUACUUCACCAUCCCACACUCCCUCAUCCCCCCUUCUGCCCCGACCACCGGCCGCGUCUACAACCUCCCCGGCGGCCGUUUCAUCGGUAUCGCCCCCACGACACAACCGGGCACCACCCAAGUCACCCUCAUGCGCACCCACUUCCGCAACGCCAACAACAGCAACUCAACCACCAGCAUACACGCCUUCCGCACCGCCGCCCAAUCUACCAACCCCUCCCUCCUGCGCCAAUACAUCGCCGACACUUUCAAAUCCCCCACAGCCACCCCCACAACAUCCACCCCCCCCAACAUCCACCCCAACGUGGCACACCCCCACCAUCACCACCGCCCUGCUCGCCCUCCCCCCCCACCGCAUUCUAUGCCACCGAACUCGUCCAAUCUCGCGCUGGUGGGGGGGUACGUGCUUGCGGGGGAGAUUGGUGCCGCGCUGAGGGCUGUUACGGAGGGGGAUGGGAGUGGGGGUGUAUUGGAUUUGGAUUUGGACGGGGCGUUGCGGCGGUAUGAGGGGGUGAUGGGGCCGGUGGUGCGGGAGUUGCAGGGCGUGCCGGGAUAUGUGUUGGGUGUGUUCGCGCCGCAGACGAGGUGGGGGUUGUGGGUGCGGAAUGCGGUGUUGUGGUUUGUGUGCUGGUCGGGGUUGUUGGGAGUCGUGCAGAGGUGGUUGGCGAGGGCGUUUGGGGAGGGGAAAGAGGGGGCGUUGCCUGAGUAUGAGUGGCUUGCUUGA